AUGUGUAGACCAGCUACCUGUGGCGUUUGCGAGCAAAAGACAUGGCGAGGAUGCGGUCUUCACGUCCCCGGCGUCCUGGACAGCGUCCCCAAGGAGGAAUGGUGUACCUGCGUGCCGAAGAAGACGGUCAACGACCAGGAGUAUCCGCCGAUGGCUGGCAAGGGACAUAGGGAGGGCGAGGAGCCGCCGGAGCAGACUGAAUGA
Molecule: messenger RNA, 204 nt
Organism: Nannizzia gypsea CBS 118893
Lineage: Eukaryota; Fungi; Ascomycota; Eurotiomycetes; Onygenales; Arthrodermataceae
Exons: 2
Coding region: 1-204 (67 amino acids)
Source: RefSeq, a predicted model, not a curated record